Girardinichthys multiradiatus is the source of this 7128-nucleotide messenger RNA. RefSeq names its product cardiomyopathy associated 5 (gene cmya5). The record is from RefSeq and is a predicted model, not a curated record. The coding region runs from base 157 to 5187 and encodes 1676 amino acids. The transcript is spliced from 14 exons. Lineage: Eukaryota; Metazoa; Chordata; Actinopteri; Cyprinodontiformes; Goodeidae. Gene Ontology annotation, molecular function: protein binding.
UCAGAAUGACUAAGAUCUAAAACACACAAAAGCCAAAUUUGGGGACUUCAAAGGCAAGGCAAAUUUAUUGUACAGCACAUUUCGGCAGCAGGACUAUUCAAGGUGCUUCAAAAAAACAAGAAAAACAAUAAGAAAAAUCUUCAGGAAAUUACCAAGAUGGAGGAAUGUGAAAGCCUGGACUCUGAAAUGACUGAGCUGCUGGAGUUUCAGGAUGAGGCUCUCAGCCAGGGUGAUGAAGACGAAGUGGAAGAGCUACAGAACAGUCUGCGAGAAGUCAUCCAGGACCAGUCUGUGAAGCCUAAACUCCAGUGCCUCAUGGUGGACCCAUCUUUUUCCAUGGUGACAGUUCAGAGUGAGGACAGCGGUAUCGUUUGGGAGACGGCCUCCAGCCGGUGCUCUACACCCUGGGCGUCUGAGGCAAGCUCCACAUCUGAAGCUUACAGCAUGGAGGGCUCUGGAGGCGCGGGAAAGAUCACCAUUGUCUUCGACGAGGACAAAGUAGUCCGCAGGAGGACGAGGUCCGGGGGGAGAAAUAGCAGGUUGGGGGACCGGCUAAGCCGACCUGGUAGUUCAAGGUCUGCUUCGACUUUGGGAGUAGAGAGACCAGAGAUGGCUGAGGUUUCUCUUCCUAACAUCAAAAAGGAGAAAAAGCCAACAGAGGCAGACUUGGAGGAGAUAAAAUCCAAAGAUCAGCAGUUGUUCAGUUUGAUUUCUGAAGGCUAUGAGAUUCUUAACAUCAGAGUCCCGUCCAAACUCCCCACAGUGGACGAGGAGGAGAGUAUGGACCUGAUGGACAAUUUGUCCUAUCUGGACCAGACUCCAAAGAUCAGGUCCAGAAACCACCAUGACUGGGCACAACACAGGGACCAGAUGGAAGAAGAGCAAACACCAGAUUACUCUGAGUCCUCAGAAGACACUUCACAGCCAUUGUCUGAAAAACAGCGUGGACCCAUAACUCCAGAGACAGAGAGCACUGCUAACAUCGACUACAUUGAAAAGUUCAUUCUUUUGGAUGUGGUGAUUCGUGGAGACGAAGCUCCACUGCAAAAAGAGGAAGAGAAGCUGCCUGCAAAAGCCCAAACAGAUGAGCAUGAAGCUUUAAAGGAGGCAACCGAGGAUACCUCUGUGUCCGAAGAGUCUUUUGUGGUUGUCACAGAUGCUGAGAUAUUUGGGGAACACCUGGAUGAGGUCUUCUAUGGAGAAGGACCUCCCAUUGAAGUGGUGAAGCAGAAGGAGGAAGGGGUAGAAAAGAUGAGAUCAAGACGUGAGAGCCAGCGAUCAAUGAAGGACGGUGGUUUGGUGUUGUUUGAAAGUGAGGAGACCACCCUUACUCCUAUUUUUAUCUCCCCGGGACCUCCCAAGAUCAUUGACCCUAUUCUCCUGGAGGAGCCCACUGCCAUGUCCUUCAUGUACUCAGACCUUUACGAGGACGCCGUGGGUGAGAGGAGAGGGAGUGAUGAGGAGUUCUUGGAGGCAGAGAGUGUGGCUUCCGAGAAAUCCUACAAGAGGCAGUUGUCGGAUUCAGAGGAGGAGGACGGGUAUCUGGAGAAGUUCAGGCUGAAAGAUGAAACACCAGCAUUUGACGUUCAGUCAGAGUCAGCAGAGGGUAAGGCUGGGGGGAGGAUGGUGUGGCCAUUUGAAAUGACUGGAUGCUUAAUCAGAGCAGCAGAGGAUGAAGAGGAGAUGAAAAAGACAAAAACUGAUAAACUGAAGACGUGGGAGGUACCUGAAAUGACUGAAGUGAAACAAGAACUUUUAACAGAAACAGAAGAAAAACCAUCAUCGGUGAUGGCUCAUGAUGAAGCUUUAGUGGAAGUCCCAGAAGAGUUACAUCAGGAGUCCAAAUCAAUGGAUCACAAGGAGAGUAAACAAGAGCAACAGUCGGUGGAGCCAAGCUCAGAAAGAACAUUUGAAACUCCCCAGAUGGAAAUCAAAGUAGAUGAAACCUUGCAGGGCAGAGAUGAAACAGCUACUGGGCAAAGGUUUACUGAAACCGAGCUGCAAUAUGAAACACAAAGAGAGACUGAAAAAAAAUCUGAGCCGCCUGCAGUGACACCAGAUUCAACAGCAUCAACUCUACCUAAAGGCAGAGAGGAGCCCCCAGUCUGCACUGAACACACUCUGCUAACAGAAACCACUGAAAGGAGUUUGUCUGAAGAAGGAGCACCUGUUGAGUCAAAGAUGGUGACUGCUGAUGAGAAACCUCCACCUGAGGCAGAAGUUGAAGUGAAAAAACCUGCAAAUUCAACAUUCAUCUCAACUGAAACACUCAUGGAAUCAGAGGCAUCUUCUUCUGCAUCUGUGCAUGAGAACAUAGAAAUACCUUCUCAAGAUGUGGCCCCUCUCAAAGUUGUCAUUGACUGUGACUGUGACUGUGACUAUGCAGCGCAGACAGUGGAGGAGGUGUUGGAGAAAGCAGUGAAUAAAGAAGAGAUGCAGACCCAAGUUAAGACUGAUGUACAGGAGGUUGCAGAGGCAAUACCACUUGUUCCUGAGGCAGAAGAACAACACAAGCACCUGACAUAUGAAUCUUCUGAGAAGAGUAAGGCUGCAGCUGCUGAUCAGGAGUCAGGAGUUAAAACUGAGACGUCAGGUGAAAUAACCCAACCUGCAGAGUCUAAAGAAAUCGAUUUGGAGUCAAACAACAAACACCAAGAGAUGCAACAAGAAGAGACAACUGACUGUCAAUCAGACAACCUAAAACCAUCAGCAGAACCCAAAUCUAGAACGUCUGCAGAGGACACUGGGUCAUGUGUGCAGGACGUAGUGAAUGUAGGUGAUGAGUUAAUCCUCCUAGUUCCUAAAGGAAAGGCUGUAGAGAUGGACAUAGAGAUUGGUCAGUGGUCUGAGGACAUUAUAAAAGAGACAGUUCCUACACCUGAACCUUGCAUCUUCUCUGAGGUUCAGGUACAUGAGCCUCAAGCAGAGGAAGAACCAAUAGUUCCUAUAAAGGAAGAAGAACUUCCCAGUAGUGAGUUAGACUCAGAGGCUUUAACACCUGCAGCUGGAGAUGAAGCCAGCACUGAGAACCUGGAGACUCAUGAGGACAAACUCGUCUUCUCUACGCUGAGAAGCUUCACUCCUCAGGAGCAUUUAUCUGAGCUUCAUGGAGAUGAUGUACAUGCAGAAAAAUCAGAACAAAAAACAGACAUCUAUGAGAUGGAGGGGAAAUCAGAAAUAAAUCUACUGAAAGAGGAUGCAGCACCGGGUCUUCAUCUGCACAGUGAAGAUGUAGAACAAAUUAAGGAGAAAAGUGAGACGGUUUUAGAGGCUAUAGAAGAAACCGUGGAUGACCUUGGAUAUGAAGUGAUUGGUGAGGAAGAUGCAAAAGGUAUGCUUGAAUCUGAGAUCCAAAGAGAAGAAGAAGAGGAAGAGCCCUAUCAGAGGCUGAAGGAGAAGAUGGAGACAGAGGUAGAGAAGGAUGACCUUGAUGAGGCUGAUUAUGAAAUUAUUGAUGCAGAGGAGGAGAGUGAGUCCCGCCUGGCUGCUGAGCUACAGGGCAUGGACUGGUUCUGUCACACCUGUGGAUGUCUGCUGUCAGAGGACGAAUGUAGAUCUGAGGAGCAUCAUGGCCACCAGGUCUGCUUGGUGGAAAAAGCCUAUGAGGAUAUAAAGGAGACUCUGGGUAGCUGGAUCUCAGAGCUUCAAGCAAGAUCAGAAAACAUUGAGGACUUGGUGUCUGAGCUGGAGCUGGCCUACAAUUCUGUGGAGGAUCAGUUCACGGAGAGCGAAGCAGCCAUGCGGGCGGAAAACGAGGAGAUGAUGGCUCUUGUGAUGGAGCAGUACAACGCCAUGUCCGUCAGCAUGGAGGAGGAGAAGAAAGCCAAGCUGGAGCAGCUUUACGACAAGAUCGUUUCCUACCAGGAGAACAUAGACUCAGCCAAAACCACUCUGGAGACAACGGCCAGGGAGGCAGAGACGGAUGCCAGAUCACCAGAGGACAUUCAUGCAAGACUCCAAACUGCUCUGGACUCAGCCUUGUCACUGGAGUUGAGUCCUAAGGGACUGCUGGUGUUCGAGGACUACACCACGGCCAAUUCCUCAAGCUCAAACCUCGCACAGCGCAAAGGCAUUCCAGUGCCCCAAAGGCCCACUCUGCAGCCCCAGGAGCACAGCUCAGCUUCCAGCACUAGUGUCACAGUUUACUGGAAAGUCAAUCCAGGAGACAUCAUAGACUGCUUUCAGGUCUACUGUGUGGAGGAUCCACAAGGAGCUGUGUCAGAGGAGUACCGUGUGACAGUGAAGGAGAGCUACUGCGUCCUGGAGGACUUAGAGCCUGACAGGAAGUACAAGGUGUGGGUGAUGGCCGUCAACUAUGCAGGCUGCUCUCUGCCCAGCGAGAGACUCCUCUUCAGUACAGCUCCAUCUGUGCCGGUGAUCAAUACAGAGCGCUGCAGUGUCAUGUGGGACUCAGCCACGCUGAGGUGGAGCUCAGCAAAAGCGUCUCCAGGACUGAGUUACACUUUGGAGUACUGCCGACAGUAUGAACUGGAGGGAGAGGGGCUCAGAUCGAUCUCAGGAAUGAAAGCGUGUGAACAGAAGGUUGUCCUGCAGCCCAAUGAGAACUACCUGUUUUACAUCAAAGCUGUGAAUGAGGCUGGAGCCAGUGAACAGAGUGAGGCUGCACUCAUUUCUACGAAAGGGACGAGAUUCCAGCUCCUGAAAUCCUCGGCUCAUCCCGCUCUGAUGCUGUCAGAUGAUUACACCACACUGCAGUUUUCCCAUGAUGCUCACCAUGCCAACGCACCCACAAACAAGGAGUGUCCAUCCAUCCUGGGUGAGUUGUUGCCUUCACGAGGGCUCCACUACUGGGAGACAGUUGUGUCCGAUAGUCCAGCUUACAGGCUUGGAGUAACAUGCAGUGCAGAUAAUCUAAACGGCUCACUUGGGGAAAACAGCUCCUCGUGGUGUUUGCAGUGUACUCCUGGGCCUUCAGGGUGUAGGUAUCAGUUACUCCACAACCGCGUUCAGUCCUCUGUGUUUGUGACUGAGACACCUGAUCGAGUGGGAGCCUUCCUGGAUCACCAGCUCAGCUGUUUGUCCUUCUACAACGCCCGCAGCGGCCAGUUGCUGGGUACCUUCACCCAGCGCUUCAGCCAGCCCUGCCACCCUGCUCUGGCUCUGGAGCAACCAGGCAGCCUGCAGGUCUGCAUGGUGCCGGAGGUGCCGGAGUUUACAAAAAGCUAGCACUGACACUUGCCUCACUGACUGUAAGGUUUACAAAAAACACUGGACAUUUGUUGGUUAUAUAUAAUCUUACUUUGUAAUGAUUAAAGUGACCACUGUUGGAGAACAGUGUUAGAAACCUAAUUAUAAAUGUGUGGUUUUACUAAAACGUCUUGAUCAGUAUUUUGAAGCCAAUUUCUUAGAGACAAACUAAAUUAAACUUUUUAUUAUAUUUUAUAACAGAACAGGACAUUAAAAAUCAGAAAGAACGUAGGUCGUCUUCUGUUCUACACACAGAACAGAACCUAUUAUCUGGUGCACUCUAUCAUGCGGGAGAGAUCUACAGUUUUGAGCAUGCUCAAAACUUCUGUGGUGAGAUAGUAGUGGGUCAUUGUCAGGGUGACAACCUAUCUGGGUCCUAGUUGCUGCGUGGAGAUGCCUGUUACAGCAGUGGUGGAUUAUCCAUGAGGUAUUGCCCAGACACACCUACAUGGCUGGGCCAUUGAAGAUUUUAAAGACGGGUUUGUCACAACGAUCAAUGCUGAGGACUCAGCUGUAAAAACAGAAACACACUAAACAGCUGACAUGAACAAUUCACACUUUGAAAAACUAAGCAGAAACUAUCCUCACCCUACUCACACGUCUUGCACAUAUAGAGAUCAGUAUCUGGUGGAUGCCUCAGGGUUCGCUGCUGGGGAGAGGCGCACACGUCCAAAAUGCACAUGUGUAGGUUGCUCUGUGACCGAGUUCUUCAGGAUGCAGUUCAGAUUCAAAAUGUGUUUCUUUAAUGCUCCUGGCAUCAUGUUCAGUGAUGAAGAUGGAUGAGUACGAGGAAGAGGAAGAAAAAGUGUGACCAUUGGAUCUUAGUGUUUAUAUUAUAAAUAGACUAUACUUGCAAUAUGACAUGUAAAAGACACUUUUCGGCUUCAUAACCUUGGUGUGCUCAGCUCAGACUUAUUUGUGAAAAACCCACACAUUUUGGAUAUAUUACCUUAGUUCCCUCUGUUUGCACUGAUAGAGUAAAAUUAUUGCACAAAAUGACAUGCUUGACAGGGGGCUAUGUGUCAUAUACAAACCUCCCUCUUCUGCAUCCUUUAAAUGCUGCUGAUUAACCAAAGAAAAUACUGAUGCAUUUCCUCCUCCUGGAGUCGUACUCCAGAGGAGGAAAUGCAUCAGAAUUUUCAAACUGAUCGUGGUGGUGCAGAAACCUCCCACAUUUAUGGAUGAAUUUAGCAGAAUGAGAUGAAACUAACUGAAAAUGUUACAACUCAGUAUCAUAAAAGGAGUUUACCUUCUCACUGACAUGAAGAUUCUUGACACCGUAGGAUGGUUUCAAUCCAGUAUGAAGGUAGUCUUACCAAAAAUAUAGAAUUAAUACUAAACAACAUGGAUUUACAUCUGUGCUUCCUGAUUUUUUGUUCCUUCAACAAACUGAAAGGCUGUGGAUAAUUUUGUAAUCACUGAUCUGUUGUUAGAGCUUUGUAUUGUUUUUAAUCUGUUUUAUAGUUUUCCACAUUGUCUGAUGUCAUCUAACAAUUAACAGUAAUCAAACAUCUAUUGUGUUUUGUGUAUCUUGUCACUCGCCAAUUAGUUCAGGUCUUCUCUUCUCAUAGUUUGACUGUGUUUAUACCUCCAAGCUGACUGUUGCACCUUUCAAACUGUUUCUUACUGUGAAUAGGUUGUUUUUUUUUUUUUUUGUAAAUAACCUUUUUAAAGAACAGAAAAACAGAAGUGAUCUGUUAUUGUUAUGUGUUACAGACAGUUUUAGUUUUCUUAUCUUGCGAAAUAAUUUUGUCUAAAAUUUCGGAUUAUGUUUAAAUUGAAAACAAUUGUCUUGUUGGUUUAACAUCAUUUCACCGCUAGAGGGCAUCAGCACUCCAUCUGCUGUGAUGCUGUUUUCUUGUAUAUUUAUCUUGGAAAUCUCCUGCACAAAAUUAAACAAUAAAACCAGACCUCAAAUUA